AUGCCCUUCGCGAGCGACGUCUCGAAGAUGAUGCUGGCGGCGCGGCCGUCACCAGCGGCGCGGCUGGGCGUCGCGCAGGGCGGCGGGAACUUUGCGCUUCGUCUUCAGGGUGGUGCGGCGCCGAGCGCGUCAGCGCUGCUGCCUGCGAGUCACGCGGGCAGCAGCGAUCACCACGCGACUCUGCCGAAGCAAGCUGCGCAAGUCUCCUUCCGGCACGGCGCGGCGCCCGCCGCGCAGCUCUCCGCCGCCGGCGGAAAGACUGGCGCGAACUUCUUGACCGCCGUCGCCGCUGGCGCCGCCGCGGGCGCGAAGGGCGGCGUGCCGGGGGUUCCUGCGCUCGAGGGCGCGCAGGUCGGCGGCGCCAAAGACGGGGGCAUGGCGGGGGGAAGUUGCGCCGGCGCGACGACGAUGACGGCGCUCUUUCGCGGCCAGCAGACGGGCGUCGGCUUCUUACUGAACAAGCUCGUGGAGGUGCUCAAGAAGGACGCAGGGCGCAGCUUCCACGUCAAGGAAGUCGAGAAAAUCCUCAUUCAGGCCGGGUUCUCCGGAAUCCACCUCUUCUUCCAACCAAACUCGGAGUUUUUGAAGCUGUUGAGCAGCAACGAGCGCAUCGCCUACAACCCGCGGACCCGCACUCUGGCUUUCCACAAUCCGUACCAAGCUAUCACGUCUUGCAGCGCCCUUCUGGCCAAAAUCCAGCACGAAGGCGCUCUCACAGGACUCAAAGUCGAUGCCGAGCUGCUGUGCGCCCACGCGGAAAUGACAAAUUGGAUAAACACGCUGCUUGCUUCUCGCAAAGUGCGAGCGAUUCGCUGCAACAACAAUCACUUGCGAGGAAAGCGAAAAUGCGCUGCCAUCGGGUCGACAGCGCUAGGUGUUGCGCCAAACACCGCGGCCGUCUGCGAUAUCUACGCGGCACGGAAAUGCGCCAACUGCCGGCAGAAUCUCUGCGGUGUCUAUCUGUACCCUCUCGGCGAAGAGGUCUACGAGCAAGCGCGCAUGGAUCUCGACGCCGAAGUCAAGGGCCUUUGGGAUUCCGUUGUCCUUCCGCCUCUGGAGGACAUCAUCAAGGAGUGCGAUCCAGGCAGAACGAUGGUGCGCCAGAACGCGGCUGCCGCAGCUCAAGAGAAGACGCAAUUGAAGCGACGCGCAGAGGCGAAACGGGUGUCCAGGUUCCGCAGCAAGUUCCGGCGAAUUCACAACACUCACUUGUUUACAGCUGACGAGCUUCGCGCCUUCACCAAUGCCCAGGCACCGCAGUAA
This is a messenger RNA of Besnoitia besnoiti, 1263 nucleotides long. RefSeq lists its product as uncharacterized. Gene Ontology annotation, cellular component: transcription factor TFIIE complex. The record is from RefSeq and is a predicted model, not a curated record. Gene Ontology annotation, biological process: transcription initiation at RNA polymerase II promoter. The transcript is spliced from 7 exons. NCBI's taxonomy places the organism in Eukaryota, Apicomplexa, Conoidasida, Eucoccidiorida, Sarcocystidae. The coding region runs from base 1 to 1263 and encodes 420 amino acids.